GCGCACUUGAAGGCAGCAGCAGCGGCGCCGCGCAGAGAAACAAGAUGGAGGACUACCCGACGAACAGCAGCACGAAGCAGACGGAGAACCUCGACGAGCCUCCCAACAGCCGGCUGUUCGUGGUGACGAGCCGGUCCAUCACGGAGGAUGAGCUCCGGGAGCAUUUCUCCGUGUACGGGGACAUCCACGGGGUGUGGGUGGUCAAAGACAAGCAGACGAAGGAGUCCAAAGGCAUCGCUUACGUCAAGUUCGCGAAGUCAUCGCAGGCCUGCCUGGCCAUGGAGGAGAUGCACGGCAAGGUGCUGAUGGACGGGACCAAGCCCGUGAAGGUGUUCAUUGCCCAGUCAAGAUCAUCAACAAGACACCGAGACGUCGAGGACGAGGAGUUGACCAGGAUCUUUGUCAUGAUCCCCAAAUCUUUCUCAGAGGAGGACCUUAAGAACACAUUCAAAGAGUAUGGUGAUAUUGAGUAUUGUGUGAUCAUCAAGAACAAGUCCACAGGGGAGAGUAAAGGCCUGGGCUACGUGAGAUACUACAAACCCUCCCAGGCUGCCAUCGCUAUAGAGAACUGUGACAAAACUUACAGGGCCAUCCUGGCUGAACCUCGCACCAAGGCCCCAGUAACAGAAGACUACUCCGGGGGAAUGUCCAGAGGCGAUUACUCGAGCGGCGGUGGCGGUGGUGGUGGUGGUGGUGGUGGUGGUGACUCCACGAACCAGUAUGCCUUCCCAAUGGCUGACCCCGGUAACUACCAGGCCAUGGACUACCGCUCCACCGGAGACUUCACGCGCUGCCUGAUGAUGUCGACACGGGCUGCACUCAGCCAGGAGCAGGUCUUUGCCCUCUUCGACAUCAUUCCUUGCAUGGAAUACUGUGAGCUGCAGAGAGACGCUUAUGGAAUGAGCAAAGGUCACGCUCUGAUUCGCUACGCUAAUCUUGGAUCAUCGGUCUAUGCCAAGGAAAAGCUGAAUGGCUUUGAAUAUCCGCCCGGCAACAGACUGUCAGUCAAUUUUGUUGACGACGGAGAGGACCGCAGCAGUCCUGUAGGUCGGAUGGCGAUGCAGUUUGUUGCAACUCAGAUGAUGUCUGCACAGUGGAACGGCCCCUCCUCCAGCCAAUCAAUGAAGCCUCCUAGUUUCCCCGUCUCCCCGAUGCUCCGGAUUCAGACCGACGUCAGCCUGCCGCCUCUGAAGAAGCUCGCUCCGCCUGACAGCAAGACCAAGGAGCGCUUGUUUGUUGUGUUCAGUCCCUCCCCGCUGCCCCCGGAUGUGCUGGAGGACGUUUUCUGUCGCUAUGGUUCCCUAAUUGAGGUCCAUUUGGUUCCUGGGAGGAAGGUUGGAUACAUGAAGUAUUCAGAAAAACAGUGUGCAGACGACGCCAUGGCAGCCCUCCACGGUCAGGUCGUCAACGGAGUAAAGAUGAAGGUGAUGCUGGCCGAUCCUCCCAGAGAGGAAUCCCACAAACGUCCUCGUACCUACUAGGACCAUGUGACCCAAAUGACCGGCGACUGUUGUCAUGACACAAUGACACCUGACCUGACCGACCGACCGAUAUCAAGACCUUCACCCGACCACUGACCCGACCUUUGACACCAGUCUGACCAUACUUCUUGCCAGUGACCUUGCUGUGACUCACUGAUAGAAAAUAGUAAGCGAUGGCAGCCACUACUAAAAAUGAAGUCUUAAUCACAUUUAGUCUGUGUAGUCUGUGCUAAGCGUCAUGUUUUUAUGCUUUUUUAAGUUCAGAAAUCUCUCGAGUUUUCAGUUCAUUUUAGUUCUGGUGGUUUGCAGCCUUUUUAUUCCUGAAAAUCUGGGCAGGUAAAGUUUUUAAGAUGGAUCUAGACAUUUGGUUUUUUUUCAGAUCUGGUUCUUACUUUUUCCUCUGGUAUAACCUGUCACCUCAUGUUGAGCUUAGUUCAAAGGUGUUAAUCAGACUAACUGUGAACUUUUCUUUGUCAGUAAAAAUAAAAAUCAGAUG
Anoplopoma fimbria (sablefish) is the source of this 1977-nucleotide messenger RNA. It is a transcript of the gene rbm45, whose product is annotated as RNA binding motif protein 45. The transcript has 11 exons. Gene Ontology annotation, molecular function: RNA binding. The record is from RefSeq and is a predicted model, not a curated record. NCBI's taxonomy places the organism in Eukaryota, Metazoa, Chordata, Actinopteri, Perciformes, Anoplopomatidae. The coding region runs from base 45 to 1481 and encodes 478 amino acids.